AUGGCCGAAGUCGGCGAGGACAGCGGGGCCCGCGCCCUGCUGGCGCUGCGCUCGGCGCCCUGCAGCCCCGUGCUUUGCGCCGCCGCCGCCGCCGCCUUCCCCGCCGCCGCCGUCCCCGCGCCCGGGCCCGCCGCGCCGUCGCCGCCGCCGCCCGCCCAGCCCCCGCCCCCGCCGCCGCCGCCGCCGGGCUCGAUCGCCGGGGGCGCGGGGGGCGCGGCGGGCGAGGCCCUGGUGGCCGCGGCGGCCGCCUCGGUGCGCCGGAGCCCCGGGCCCGCGCUGGCGCGCCUGGAGGGCCGCGAGUUCGAGUUUCUCAUGCGGCAGCCCAGCGUCACCAUCGGUCGCAACUCGUCGCAGGGCUCGGUGGACCUGAGCAUGGGCCUGUCCAGCUUCAUCUCGCGACGCCACCUGCAGCUCAGCUUCCAGGAGCCGCACUUCUACCUGCGGUGCCUCGGCAAGAACGGCGUCUUCGUGGACGGGGCCUUCCAGCGUCGCGGCGCGCCUGCCCUGCAGCUGCCCAAACAGUGCACCUUCCGCUUCCCCAGCACGGCGAUAAAGAUCCAGUUCACGUCGCUGUACCAUCAGGAGGAGGCCCCGGCGUCCCCCCUCCGGCCGCUCUACCCGCAGAUCUCCCCGCUGAAGAUCCACAUCCCGGAGCCGGACCUCCGGAGCCUGGUCAGCCCCGUCCCCUCCCCGACUGGCACCAUCAGUGUCCCCAACUCCUGCCCGGCCAGCCCCCGAGGAGCCGGGUCCUCCAGCUACCGCUUCGUCCAGAACGUGACCUCGGACCUGCAGCUGGCGGCGGAGUUCGCCGCGAAGGCCGCCUCGGAGCAGCAGGCCGACGCGUCCGGAGGGGACAGCCCCAAGGACGAGUCGAAGCCGCCGUACUCCUACGCACAGCUGAUCGUGCAGGCCAUCUCCUCAGCGCAGGACCGGCAGCUGACGCUGAGCGGCAUCUAUGCGCACAUCACCAAGCAUUACCCGUACUACCGGACAGCCGACAAGGGCUGGCAGAAUUCCAUCCGCCACAACCUCUCCCUGAAUCGCUACUUUGUUAAGGUCCCUCGCUCCCAGGAGGAGCCCGGGAAGGGGUCCUUCUGGCGGAUAGACGCUGCCUCCGAGGCCAAGCUCGUGGAGCAGGCGUUCCGGAAGCGGAGGCAGCGGGGCGCCUCCUGCUUCCGCACCCCCUUCGGGCCACUGUCGUCCAGGAGCGCCCCAGCUUCACCCACCCACCCCGGGCUCAUGUCCCCGCGUUCCAGUGGCCUGCAGACUCCAGAGUGCCUGUCCCGGGAGGGCUCACCCAUUCCGCAUGACCCUGACUUUGGGGCAAAGUUAGCUUCUGUUCCCGAGUAUCGGUAUUCCCAAAGCGCACCCGGCUCUCCCGUCAGCGCCCAGCCGGUGAUCAUGGCCGUGCCGCCCCGACCGCCCAAUCUGGUAGCCAAGCCCGUCGCCUACAUGCCGGCUUCGCUAGUGACAGCCCAGCAGCCCUCGGGCCACGCCAUCCACGUGGUGCAGCAGGCGCCCCCUGUCACCAUGCUCAGGGUGGUCACCAGCUCCGCCAGCUCUGCCAACGGAUACAUCCUUGCCAGCCAGGCCUCGGCAGGGGCUGCCCACGAAGCGGCAGGCACGGCCGUGCUGGACCUGGGCAGCGAGGCGAGAGGCUUGGAAGAGAAGCCCACCAUCGCGUUUGCCACCAUCCCUGCCGCCAGCCGAGUGAUCCAGACGGUGGCCAGCCAGAUGGCCCCAGGGGUCCCCGGACACACGGUCACCAUCCUGCAGCCGGCCACACCAGUGACCAUCGGGCAGCACCACCUUCCGGUCCGGGCCGUCACUCAGAACGGCAAGCACACCGUCCCCACGAGUAGUCUAGCCGGCAGCGCUUACGCCCUCGCCAGCCCCCUGCAGCUCCUCGCGGCUCAGGCUAGCUCGUCCACCCCGGUGGUGGUCACGCGUGUGCGCGAGGUGGGGCCUGAGGAGCCGGCAGCAGCGGCAGCAGCGGCAGCGGCGGCGGCCACCAGCACCGCCGCCACCGGCGCCUCCGCUUCUCCCCCCGGGGAGCCCGAGCUCAAGAGGUCCCGAGUGGAGGAGCCCAUGGGGACUGUGACCACGCAGGCCGGGGCGAUUGCGGCCGCCGGCCCACAGGGCCCCGGGACCGGGGAGUGA
Lipotes vexillifer (Yangtze River dolphin) is the source of this 2160-nucleotide messenger RNA. RefSeq names its product forkhead box K1 (gene FOXK1). Gene Ontology annotation, molecular function: protein binding; DNA-binding transcription factor activity, RNA polymerase II-specific; RNA polymerase II cis-regulatory region sequence-specific DNA binding. Bases 1 to 2160 code for a protein of 719 amino acids. Gene Ontology annotation, biological process: regulation of transcription by RNA polymerase II. The record is from RefSeq and is a predicted model, not a curated record. Lineage: Eukaryota; Metazoa; Chordata; Mammalia; Artiodactyla; Lipotidae. The transcript is spliced from 9 exons.